CAUCGAUACACGGUUUCGGGGGAGGAAACCGGGAGAAGAAAAGCACAAGACACCACCAAGCCCAGGUGUGGCGGUCUGACGCCUGCUGGAGGCGGGGCUUCCGAGACUGGCACUGAGGCUCGAGACUAAUACGAGUCUUGUCUCUUUUUUUUUUCUUAAGCCAAAACGAGAGGCGCUGUGUGGCGUAGCUCGUGGUACGUACUGAACACGUAUUCGCAGCACGUCCCUCCCUCUUUGUACUCCGUCGCACAACUCUGCGGUGCUUGUACUUGCACCCCUGGCGCAAUCCAGGAACCUCAAAACUUUAACAGCGAUCGACGCCAUUUACUCCUUUUCAACAAAUAAAGAAAAGUCGACGCGCGACCCGUUCUUUCGCAUGACUGGCUCUGUUGCGCAUCCAAGCUUCUUGCAUACCUAUCCAUUGAAGCAAUACUGCUACCGUGGCUUCUGCAAUCGCGGCUGCCUGACUGCUCCAUCGCUAUUUACACGUAUACAACAAAAAGCGACUCAUCUAGCUCGAGUCCCGUGCGACUAAUUCUAUUUAUACAACCCAUCACUACGCUCGAGAAAGAGAAGAAACACCAUCAACAAUGUCUCGCAUUCAGAUCCCUCUCGACCUCAUCACGUCCCGCCUCAACCUUGGAGAGCGCUUCCAAGGAUUGCGCGCGGGACCUCUGAGCGGUCGCUUCUCUAACCUGAGGCCAAUCUCCGAGUUUUUCGACUUCAAGCGCCUGUCCAAGCCCGCCAACUUUGGUGAGGUGCAGUCGCGUGUCAACUACAACCUGAGCCACUUCUCCAGCAACUAUGCCGUGGUUUUUGUCAUGCUCAGCCUGUACGCCCUGCUGACCAACUGGCUACUGAUGUUCGACAUCAUCCUGGUCGUCUUUGGCAUGUGGUUCAUUGGCAAAUUGGAUGGAAGAGAUUUGGAAAUCGGCAGCUUCAAGGCUACUUCGUCGCAGCUCUACACUGGACUCCUCGUUGUCAGCAUUCCCCUUGGACUGAUUGCCUCUCCCUUCUCUACCCUGCUCUGGUUAAUAGGUGCAUCUGGAACAGCAAUUAUUGGUCACGCAAGCUUUAUGGACAAGCCCAUCGAUGAGGCUUUUUCCGGGGAGGCGGUCUAAAUGGUCGGCCGCGAGCUCCCAAAUUUGCGCCCCAAUGGGGAAGACCAUCGCGGCGCGGGCGGAGGAAUACAAGUGGAGAUGCUGCGCACUACGAUGAAAGAGUCGAGGAGUUGGCCUCGAAUGACGAUGAUGAGGAUGGACAAGGGUCAAGGAACAGAGAAGGUGGCAUCGUGCGUCGCAAUCAGCGGCGAUACGAGUCGGGAGAUGAAGAGGAUAGCUCGUCUGGCGAUAGCUAUGACGAAGACUAUUCGGACGACCAGCAAGAUGAAGAAGAUGAGUGGGAAGCGGCCUUGGUGGAAAAGGCGCUCUAUCGAAUCAACAAGGCACAAGCCAAAGGGAGGACAGACGUCAGGCUUAGCAAAGAAGAGAUCAAAGCCCUCGAACGAAGGCAACAGCGCAUGGAGGCGGAGGAGCGAAGAAAUCGCCGGCGUCGCCAAGAGCGCGUGGCCAUACCGCUUUCUCAGUUUGGGUCAAUGGCUCGACUGGGAGGUUCUGAAUCCGGUUCCAAUCCGGUAUCAAGACAGCCCUCGGGAAGCGAGACGCAUGACGAGAUUUCUCCUCAGAUGGGAUACUUUCCCCCUCCAUCCGGUUCACGCCCUCGGCCAAAGUCUACAAUUUCUACAUCGCGGCCAACCAGCUUCCAUGAGGAGCCUCCCAGGGACCCCUUCAAGUACCAAACAGCUGGCCCUCGCGCCGCUACAAAUGCUGCUCCCAAGCGUCAUGGCUCUGGACAGUCUGAUUUAAGUUCCAUGUCACGACAGGGCCGACCUGAGUCCGUGUCUGAGUGGAGCCGGCAAGGAUCGUCUAGACGGCAGAGCUCUGAUGAUACAAGUGAAGAACUGGCAUUGGUAGAGGAACGUUCAAGCAGAACGGAGAGUUCGAGCAGAACAGCAAAGGGCAGAGAAGAAAUCGUGGUCGAGGUCGAGGUUGAAUCUCCUUCCGGGCCUGAACGGGCGCCAUCUCGCACGCGCUCGACAACCAGGAAGAAGUCUGACCCGGCACCAACGAGAAGGACAGUAUCAAGUAGGACAGGCACUGGGACUUCGGGGGCUUCUGCAGGCGUACGAAGGAAGAAGCGGGAAUAGAAAGCAAAAUGUUUGGCGUGCGCUACUGUUGGGUGUUUUGAUAUUUUUUUCGUUGCAGCAAGGAAAAAGAAUUGUUUGAUAUAGCUCGUAAAACCGAUGAAUAUAUGUUUGGACCAGGACAAGUAUCAACACCA
Molecule: messenger RNA, 2340 nt
Organism: Trichoderma atroviride IMI 206040
Lineage: Eukaryota; Fungi; Ascomycota; Sordariomycetes; Hypocreales; Hypocreaceae
Source: RefSeq, a predicted model, not a curated record